Messenger RNA from Contarinia nasturtii (swede midge), 666 nucleotides. RefSeq names its product fat body protein 2-like. Gene Ontology annotation, molecular function: oxidoreductase activity, acting on the CH-OH group of donors, NAD or NADP as acceptor. Gene Ontology annotation, cellular component: cytoplasm. Bases 14 to 643 code for a protein of 209 amino acids. The transcript has 4 exons. The record is from RefSeq and is a predicted model, not a curated record. Lineage: Eukaryota; Metazoa; Arthropoda; Insecta; Diptera; Cecidomyiidae.
GUCUCUGUGCGAAAUGUUUUCGAAUAAAACGAUUACUUUCUGCUUGACAAAUGUGCGUGACAAAAAUGAUUUGGAGCGUGCAUUGAAAUUGGUUAAGCAAAACUUUGGAUCAAUUGAUUGUGUCGUUACGUGUGCAGGUGUUUUAAAUGAAAAAGACUACCGACUGACAAUCGAGGUUAAUCUGUUGGGUGUGAUUCAUACAAAUAAUAUUGCAAUGGAAUAUAUGACCAAAGAAGCCGGCCAUAAUGGUGGUUUAAUUGUAAAUAUUUCAUCAGUGGCUGGAAUAGACUGUGCACAGUUCAGUACUCCCGUUUAUAACGCAACCAAACACGGUGUUGUCGCCUUCACACGAAGCAUGGGUGAUAAUUUUUUCUAUGAAAAGUCUGGAAUUUUUAUUACAAUAUGUCCAGGGGUGACAUUGACGACAUUCUUGAAUGAUUUAGAUCGUAAAGUGAUCACUGUGGAGGCGUUUGAGUAUUCCAGUAAAAAGUUGAAUCAUGUUUUAAAGCAAACAGUUGACGAAUUUGCAGCCGCUUUUAUUGAUGUCUUAAACCAGGAUAAAAAUGGUUCUGUUUGGCUAAUUGACGGCGGUAAAUUCAAAGAAAUCACUUUUCAAAAUCCUUGGCACGACAAUAGAAUUUAAAGUCAAAGCAAAAAGAUCAAUGA